Messenger RNA from Cotesia congregata, 1840 nucleotides. The record is from the annotation of a GenBank genome assembly. NCBI's taxonomy places the organism in Eukaryota, Metazoa, Arthropoda, Insecta, Hymenoptera, Braconidae.
AUCUGUCUAGGGAGUAAAAAGGUUGUCAGUAAAAGUAACAGAAGCAGUGAUGAAAAAGCCUAAGGAGCGAAAAGGAUGGGCUAAUAAGGCUGAGUUUGUCAUGUCCUGUAUGGGCUACGCCAUAGGAAUCGGGAACGUAUGGCGGUUUCCUUUCUUAGUGUACAAAAAUGCCGGGGGUGCCUUUUUAAUUCCAUUUGUACUAAUGUUAGUCACCAUGGGAAUCCCAAUCUUCUACCUGGAGGUCGCUGUAGGCCAGUACUCGGGUUUAGGUCCCUUCCAGGUGUACGAGUCCCUCGCUCCAGCUUUUGGAGGAAUAGGAUUAUGCACCCUUUUGGUUAUUGCGCUGGUCAGCGUUUAUUAUAUGGUUCUGAUAAGCUGGAUUAUGUCUUAUAUUGUCGCUUCUUUUUAUUCUAAAUUAGCUUGGGGGUACUGCGAUUAUGAAUGGAACGAUCAUGCAUGCUACAGUCAAAUCCAAGCCUCAAAUUGCCGUGAAGAAAAUUCUAGCUCAAUUUUCUUUAACAAAACUUGUCAAUCUAUAACAGUAGUUUGUCAAAAUUUUGGAUAUCCUCACGGAGAUCUUCACGGAAAUUGUUACAACAGUUCAUUUAUCGUCCCUGUAAAGUCUCUGUACAAAAGGGUGUUAUCCAGUGAACAAUACUUCAACAAUUACGCUCUUGGAAUGAAUGGCGCGACUUGGGAAAAUUACGGAUCUCUAAACUGGCAAUUGUUAAUUUACUUGUCCCUCGGAUGGAUAAUAGUCUUUAUCUGUUUGUCCCGCGGAGUUAAAUCAGCGGGUAAAGUCGCGUAUUUUACCGCCAUUUUUCCGUACGUGAUGCUUACUGCUGUAUUGAUUCGAGGUGUAACACUAGAAAAUGCGAUAGAAGGUAUAAAAUAUUUUAUAAUUCCCCGCUUUGAGCAACUAAAAAAUGCUAGCGUUUGGGGAGAUGCCGCGUCUCAAGUUUUCUAUUCGCUGGGAAUUGGAUGUGGAUCCUUGAUCACAAUGUCCAGUUUCAAUUCCUUCACCAACAAUUGCUUCAGGGACACAAUUUUCAUAGCGGUAGCAAACGUCUUCACGUCGGUAUUCGCCGGUUUCGCGAUAUUCUCGAUCCUCGGACACUUGUCGAUGAAGAUGGAGAUGCCGAUUCAAGAACUAGCCCAAGAUGGAGGCUUGGCUUUGGCCUUUAUUGCCUACCCGGAGGCGGUUAUCCAGAUGCCUUUACCGAACUUGUGGGCUGUUUUGUUCUUCCUGAUGUUGUUCAUCCUCGGACUUGGGAGUCAAUUCCCAGGUGUCCAAGCAGUAAGUACAGCAAUAAUCGACCUAAAACCUUCUCUGCGAGACAAAGAACACUUUGUAAUCUUCGGCGUCUGCUUCGGAGGCUGGUUACUAGGCUUGCCAAUGAUCUUCGGCGGAGGAGUCCUCUUGUACCAACUUAUGGACUGGAACACCGCGAGCUGGGCCGUGUUGCUGAUAGGUGUCGCCGAACUUAUUGUUCCCUGCUGGAUGUACGGCUGCAACAAAUUCAUCGGCAACAUCAGUGAGAUGAAGAUGAAGUUCAACAAGUUCUCCUACGGAUAUUGGUGGAUCAACUGGGUCAUCCUCGCUCCUUUUACUUGCAUGGCGAUUUUCAUCUACCAAAUGACUCAAUAUUACCCUGUGACUUAUGGAAACUACGAAUACCCUUAUUGGGCGAAAGCCAUCGGAACAAUGAUUGGUCUAAGUACUUUAAUGCCAUUGCCGCUGUAUUUCUUCUAUCGUAUCUACAAAGGCCCGCGAGACAUGAGUUUGUUCAAAGUAACCAAAUACUGGGGACCUUCUAAUAAAAAUCAGUGGCAAGGAUAA